Messenger RNA from Closterium sp. NIES-67, 4183 nucleotides. The record is from the annotation of a GenBank genome assembly. NCBI's taxonomy places the organism in Eukaryota, Viridiplantae, Streptophyta, Zygnematophyceae, Desmidiales, Closteriaceae.
GCGGGAAUGCGAGUCACAGCUGUGUCGAUAGUGCCUCCUGCAGCGUGGCUUCUUGCGAUGCAGCUGAGUUGCUUGCUUCUUUACCUAAACCGAGUUCCGAUUAUCUGACCUUUCCUAUAGCACAUCUGCUCGGCGUCCUUGCCAGAAUUGAGUUUCGUUGAAACGUAGGGAUCGUGUAGAAUCCACGAGCGACGUGUCGCGAAGAAGGACGCGUACGCGACCAGGUGCUAUUUUGAUUGACUCGACUCGACCGCAAUAUACUUGGAUUACAGAAAACACCCCGUUGAACGCAAAUUCGAUUCUCGACCUCCCUAAGGUUGCAUCAAUAGCAACACCUGGCAGCGUCUCGAUUAGGAUCGCGUAGUGACUUUGAGGCGACUCAAAGUUCAGGCAGGCAAAGAACAGGCUAGGCAGGCACGCGCCAGGCCAAGCAGGCAAAGAACUCGAGGGGGUUUCGGAGUCGACUCGUAUACCGAACUCAAGCUAUUCACUGAGCUCCCGAAAGCCUGAGAGCGGGUUUGGAACGACUAAGUAGAGUUGAUGUUGCGGCAGUGCAAGUAGCACCAGGAAUUCUUUCGUCUUACUUAUUGGGAUCUUUAUCGAGAGCUCUAGACAGGCUGUAAGGCGGGCUAAGACGUUUAAUGAUGGAGCCAAGGCUUGGCUGACUUCACUGACAAACCUCGCACCAGCCUCUAUUCAGAGACUAUCCAGCCCGUUCCUUAGUACGGACGUUUAGCGGUUCUGACCGCGUGAUAAAGUCUACUGGUUGUGAGACGCCUGAGAACUAAUAGCCUAUCCAGAUACUAUCCAGCCCCUCCCCUAGUUCCUAGUGCGGACGUUUAGCGGUUCUGACCACCGGUCGGCGAUCAUGCGUCCGAUAAGAUCAAGUCAAUCUGGCGGAUUCUCAUGGCUGCUGGCUGUCGCCGUGACGGCCGCGAUUUUCGUUUGCUUGGGGGAUGUGCCCGCGUUGUGCUCUGCGGUCGAUUUGCAACCAGCCCGAAGGCCCAACACGAAGCAGUACAUUGUGCAUCUGGCAUCCGUGCCGUCGGUGCUGUCGUACCGGGGGGGAGUCAACGGGCUGCGGGCCACGGCGACUGUAGGCGAUGACGAGGACGAGUAUGACGAGGAUGAGGAUGAUGGGGAGGGAGAUGGGCAGGAUGGUGGCAGUGGUGGCAGUGGUGGUAGUGAUGGCGAUGGUGGAAAUGGUGGCAAUAGCACUGCCCCAGGGUCAGCUGCAGCACCAGCGCCAGCACCAGCAGCAGCAGGAGCCGGAGUAGGAGCCGGAGCAGGAGCAGGUGAUGAUUCGUUUGACGCGGAUAUUCAGACUGCGGCUGCUGCUGCUGCAGAAGCGGCUGCUGAGGUCGCAGGAGCUGUAGGAAAUUCAGGAGCAGCAGCAGGGGUAGCAGGGUUGGCAGCAACAGCAGCAGCAGCGGCAGCAGCAGCAGGGGGAGGGAGAGGAGUGGGAGCGAGAGGAGGAGUGAGGAUCAAUGCGCUGUAUUUCAGAAAGGCUGGGAUAGAUGCCCUGGUGGGGAGGGUGGGUCAACGGCUGACCAGGUUCAGGAGCAGGUCAGCUGGCUUGGGCCGGAGAUUGCUGGCCCGCGUUGCUGCUGCUGCAGUGGCCGCUGCAGCUGAAGAAGCAGCAGAAGCAGCAGGAGCAAGUGCUAGUGCUGGUGAUGAUGCUGAUGCUGAGGCUGACGCUUCGGAUUACCCUCCCUCCAAUGCGUCUUACCCCGCUGCUGUUGCUGCUGGCGCCAGCGCCGUACAUAGCAUGACACGUGGCCAGAUAGCUGCCACCUCAGCAUCCACGUCAGCAGUGACAGGAGCCACGUCACCCACGCUGACGGUGCAGCAGCUGAGUGCGAGGGCGGCUCACAUCAUGCGCACCACUCCUUGGGGCCGACUCAUGCGGCCUGACGUGCGGUUACCGCACGUGCAGGCCUUCACGCGCUUCCUGGAAACUUCCCACCGCAGCCUGCUGCGAUCGCUCAAGAUCCCAACCUCCGCCAUUUUCCACAGCUACUCGUACCUGCUCAACAGCUUUGCAGCGCAGCUCACCCCUGCUGAAGCCAGGCGGCUGAAGUUGCACCCAGCGGUGGCGGAUGUGGAGCCGGACAGGACAGUCCGAGUGUCCACUGUGCACUCGCCCGAGUUCCUCAAGCUCGACACGAGCCUGUGGCCCGCGGCUGGCGGGCAGAGUGCCGCCGGGGAGGGCAUUAUUGUCGGGGUGAUUGACUCGGGGAUCUGGCCCGAACAUCCGUCCUUCUCCGACCCUGACGCCAAUGGCGCGGCCUACUCCGCUGUCCCCGCGCGCUGGAGGGGCACGUGCACCAAGACGGCUGACUACACGGCAUGCAACGGCAAGGUGAUCGGGGCUCGGUACUUUGUGAAGGGCGCGGAGCGGACGUUUGGGAGCCUGGACGAGAGCGAGGAGUACCGGUCGGCGAGGGAUAAAGUGCAGCACGGCACGUGGUGUGCGGGAGCUGCUGCUGGCAAUGCGGGGGUCACAGUUACCACGGGCGGCCGGUCCUACGGCACAGCAUCGGGCAUGGCGCCGCGCGCCAGGCUGGCAGUGUACAAGGCGCUGUGGACCAUCGGGGGGUAUGAGGGCACGGGGGCUUCGUCCGACCUGAUAAAAGCGGCUGAGAAGGCCGUGUCUGACGGCGUGGACGUCAUCUCGUGCUCGUUUGGCGGGCUGGCCCUGUACUUCCAGGACUUGCCAUACCUGCGAGGGCUCAAGGCAGGGGUGGUCACGGCCUUUGCAGCGGGCAACGAGGGCAAGCCCAACCCCAGCAGCAUCUGGGGCACCAUUUCGAACGUCUCGCCCUUCUACCUCACAGUGGGCGCAAGCACCAUGGGGCGCGAAUUCAAGGCGGUGUUGACCCUGGGGGAUGCAACCACGUUCACGGGGCGCAGUUUGGGCGGCACGGCUGCCACGGCGUCGGCUCUGCCCCUCGUCUUGGCCGAGUCUGCCUUGCUUUCCGGAGGAGACAGCGCCAAGGCCCAGCAGUGCUACAGCGGGCACAUCGACAAGACCAUGGUGGCGGGCAAAUUCCUCGUGUGCACCGUCGUAAAGCGCAAGAUGGGGCUGCUGAUUGCAGAUGCGGACUUGCUAGGGGCGGCUGCUAUACUCGUUAUAAGCGGGAGGCCCAAGUCUGACCUGCAGUACCGUAUGCCCUUCUCCAAGACCCCCAGCGUCUUCAUCACAUACUCGCCUGGUCGGACCAUCAAGAGCUACAUCGGGGCUGAAGCCAGCCCCACAGCCACCCUGGCUGACUACACCACCACCUACUCCACCAACGCCCCCAAGGUCGCCUUCUUCUCCUCCACCGGCCCGCCACGCAGCGCGCGCUACCCGCCCGCGCUGCUGUUCCGCGACUUUCCCACCAACGACAUCCUUAAACCCGACGUCAUGGGCCCGGGCUUCCUCCUCUGGGCGGCCGCGCCCGGCAAAUCCGUCGUGACGGCUGCGACCGACGCGCCGGAGUUUAAUUAUUGGUCGGGAACGUCUAUGUCGACCCCGCACUUGGCUGGGAUCAUGGCGCUGGUUCUGCAGGAAAAGCCGAACUGGUCGCCCGCGCAGGUGAUUUCCGCAAUCACGACGACGGCCUACACGAAGAAUGGAAAUGGGCAGCCCAUUCAGCGGGCAGAUGGGACGAACGCGAACGCGUGGGACUAUGGAGGCGGGCAGGUGGAUCCCACGCGCGUGCUCGACCCCGGGCUCACAUGUCACGCGGGGCAGAAGCAGUACAUCAAUUUUCUUAUGGGGAGGGACCCGCUAAGAGCCAAAAAGCGUUUCUGGCGGCUCGGAAAGGCUCGGCCGAUUUUCCCCUGGGCGGUCAACCGGCCCUCGAUUGCGGUAACCCGGUUACACGGCGUUGCGGUAGUGUACCGGCGCAUGAAAAACGUCUACAGUUUACCGUCUAUUUAUCAGGCGAAAGUGAAACCUCCCCCGGGGUAUUCGGUGAGGGUUUCCCCGAAGAAGUUCCUCAUCCUGCCCGGAAAAUCCAAGUUGAUUAGGGUUACUAUCAUUAGGUUUCUCCCUUUGGAGGCGUUUAGGUUUGGAAGUAUCACCUGGACAGAUCAGUACGGGCACAAAGUUCCCAUGCCAUUGGUGGUAAGGUCUCCUGUUUUGCCUUGAGAGAUUCUACAGUGUAAUCCCUCCCAUUGAUUGACAUUGUACACC